AUGUCGCUGCAGCUCACCUAUCAGGACGUUGCUGAGCACAACACCAAGAACGAUCUCUACGUCGUCAUUCACGACAAGAUCUACGAUAUCACCAAGUUUGUGGACGAGCACCCCGGUGGUGAGGAGGUUCUGCUCGACGUGGCUGGUCAGGAUGCCACCGAGGCCUUCGAGGACGUCGGCCACAGCGACGAGGCCCGUGAGACCCUGGAGAAGCUCCUGGUCGGCACUCUGAAGCGCAACCCCGGCGACCCCAAGCCCAAGUCCCCCAAGCCCGGUGCCGUUGCCCCUGCUGCCAACAACGCGACCGCCGGCAUUGGCGUCGGUCUCUAUGCCGUUAUGCUCAUCGGAGGUCUGAUUGCCUACUUCGCCUACAACUACCUCCAGCAGCAACAAGCUGCCCAGAGCGCUUAA
Thermochaetoides thermophila DSM 1495 is the source of this 411-nucleotide messenger RNA. RefSeq names its product putative membrane bound hemoprotein. The record is from RefSeq and is a predicted model, not a curated record. Gene Ontology annotation, biological process: sterol biosynthetic process. Lineage: Eukaryota; Fungi; Ascomycota; Sordariomycetes; Sordariales; Chaetomiaceae. Gene Ontology annotation, molecular function: heme binding. The coding region runs from base 1 to 411 and encodes 136 amino acids. The transcript is spliced from 3 exons. Gene Ontology annotation, cellular component: endoplasmic reticulum membrane; intracellular membrane-bounded organelle.